CGGGCUGGGCACAAGACGGACCAGUGACCGAGGUAACGCACAACACCAGCACCAGGGACCGGACCAGCGCUUCACUUUUCUGUCUCUUUGCCGUUCCCUUUACUCUUUGCAUCGAGUUCUCUCACUUUCUCCACCGUUUUCCUUGCCAAGCUUCCUUCUCUUUCCCCCUUGUAUUUCUAGUUUCCUUUCUUUAAGAAAGAAAGGAAGUUUGGCGAACACAAUCAGGACUUAGAUUGUCCCAACUUCCUUUGCCGAAAAUCCAUUUCUUGCUUUGCCAUCUCAUCUUGACAGUGCUGUGUAUUUGGAAUUUUUGGAUCGAUUUCGACUUUUCUGGGUUUCUUACAAAUGAGUUGACCGCCUUUCUUGUGUAAACGAAUGGGAAGCAUUGGCUUUAGUUGAUUGGGAGAAGGGUUGUUGAUCAUCAGAGCUCUCGAUGAAGAUGGUCCCUUGGGGUGGAGUCAGUUGCUGUUUGAGUGCGGCUGCUCUUUACCUUCUCGGUAGAAGUAGUGGCAGAGAUGCCGAAAUUCUUAAAUCCGUUAACCGUGUCAAUCAGUUAAAGGAAUUAGCGCAACUGUUAGAUGGUGAAAUAUUACCACUGGUUGUUGCAAUUUCCGGAAGAGUUGGCUCUGAAACCCCAGUCAACUGUGAAUUCAGUGGUCUGAGGGGUGUAAUAGUUGAAGAAACGGCAGAGCAACAUUUUCUUAAACACAAUGAUGCUGGUUCGUGGAUACAAGAUUCUGCUUUGAUGCUAUCCAUGAGCAAAGAAGUUCCUUGGUAUCUGGAUGAUGGAACUGGUCAUGUUCACGUGAUUGGAGCUAGGGGCGCUACAGGUUUUGUAUUACCUGUUGGAAGUGAAGCAUUUGAAGAGUCAGGUCGAUCACUUGUACGUGGAACAUUAGAUUAUCUCCAAGGUCUCAAGAUGCUUGGAGUCAAGAGAAUUGAACGAGUACUUCCAAUCGGCACAUCCUUGACAGUUGUUGGUGAGGCUGCUAAGGAUGACAUUGGAACCAUCCGAAUUCAGCGACCCCACAAAGGACCAUUUUAUGUCUCUCCAAAAACAAUUGAUCAGCUUAUUGCCAAUCUAGGAAAAUGGGCAAGGUGGUAUAAGUAUGCAUCUGUGGGCUUGACCCUCUUUGGUGCUUAUUUAAUGGCCAAGCAUGCUAUUCAGUACAUCUUGGAAAGACGACGCCGUUGUGAACUACAAAAGAGGGUUCUUGCUGCAGCUGCUAAGAGGUCAGGACAAGAUAGUGAAGGUGAAAAGGCUGACAGUUUACCGGAUGGUGCAAAAAGAGAUCGCAUAAUGCCAGAUUUAUGUGUGAUAUGCCUUGAGCAUGAGUAUAAUGCUGUUUUUGUUCCGUGUGGGCAUAUGUGCUGCUGUACAGCUUGCUCUUCCCACUUAACCAACUGUCCUCUGUGCCGGGGGCGGAUAGAGCAGGUAGUGAAGACAUAUCGUCAUUAAAAAUGACGGAGCCAAAUAACAUUUAGGUCAACGGGGAUGAUACAAUUUCUCUAGUUGCUCACCACCCAAUUUCACAGGUUCUGCCUCAGAAUCUGAAAUAAGCAAGCCUUCAGAGAUACACCAAGAACAUGAUUCUUGCUUGUUAAUAGCUGGUGCUUGACUUCUGGAUUUGUAAAUAUGUUUACAACUGCUAUAGUUGGUGUAUUGUACUUUACUGAAGUUUCAAACAUCCGGAGCACGUUAUUGUUAUCCACUCCUUAACAUUGAUACAUUUUUUAUGUUGAAAAAUUUUUACGAUGGCUUUUCAUAGAACA
Molecule: messenger RNA, 1773 nt
Organism: Prosopis cineraria
Lineage: Eukaryota; Viridiplantae; Streptophyta; Magnoliopsida; Fabales; Fabaceae
Product: E3 ubiquitin-protein ligase SP1
Exons: 11
Coding region: 434-1459 (341 amino acids)
Biological process (GO): protein ubiquitination; organelle organization
Molecular function (GO): ubiquitin-protein transferase activity
Source: RefSeq, a predicted model, not a curated record